AAUUUUUUUUUAAAAAAUUGUCUAAGUAAGUUAAGAAUGAGAGAAAAGAGAAGGAUGGAUGGUUUAAUACUCUUAUCCGUAGUAAUGGCUGCUGUAGUGUCGCACGUGCCGAACGGCAUCUCUCACGUGCGCGCCAAUUCAGUGUUCACUGCCUGCGGCUAUUAUAAAUCCAACUGCUACGCCAACUUGGCAGCUCACGCAAUUGCUCCGCGAUUCCUCUCGGCUCAUAGGAGAAUGGAGCAAUCCGACGCCGCCGCGAAGCUUCGCUCCGAGUUUCUGCAGGUCCUCCGCAGCCGCCGCACUGCCGAAGUUCCUCUUUCCGUUGAAUCUGCACAACCUGUAAGAGAUCCACUAUAUCAGGAAACUCCUACGCCAACCUACAGUGAGGCUAUGGAGUCUUGUCCAAAGAAAGAGAUUGCGAAUUUCAGGGAGCUGCUUCAAGAGGAGAAUUUUUACCUUACUACUGAGGCAGGUGAGCAAGGGCGCUUGCCGGUUCUGCUAUUGAAGCUGAAAGAAAGUACUCCGGAGAGAAGGCCAGCAGUGGUUUUCCUGCAUAGCACACAUAAAAACAAAGAGUGGUUGAGGCCAUUACUCGAGGCUUAUGCUUCAAGAAAUUAUAUCGCUAUAGCCAUUGAUUCACGUUAUCACGGAGAGCGUGCUAAAAACUUGACAACCUACCAAGAUGCUCUAGUGUCGUCGUGGAAAAAGGGAGAUACAAUGCCUUUCAUUUUUGAUACGGUAUGGGACUUGAUAAAAUUGGCAGAUCAUCUUACAGAAAGGCAGGACAUCGAUCCUUCGAGGAUAGGAAUCACUGGCGAAUCACUGGGAGGAAUGCAUGCAUGGUUUGGUGCGGCUGCUGAUACUCGUUAUUCAGUCGUUGCCCCCGUAAUCGGAGUUCAGGGGUUCCGGUGGGCGAUUGAGCAUGACAUGUGGCGAGCUCGAGUUGACAGCCUCAAGCGUGUAUUUGAAGAGGCGAAAAUCGACUUGAAGAAACGUGAAGUCGACAGAGAAGUGGUGGAGAAGGUUUGGGAGAGGAUAGCUCCUGGUUUGGCGUCUCAUUUCGACGCGCCUUACACGGUUCCUGCGAUUGCUCUUCGCCCUCUAUUCAUCUUAAACGGUGAGAAGGAUCCACGCUGCCCCCUAGCUGGACUGGAACUUGCAGAAUCGAGAACGAGAAAGGAAUAUGAAAAAGCCAAUUCUGCUGAAAAUUUUAAGUUGGUAGCCGAACCGGGGAUCGGGCAUCAGAUGACUCCUUCGAUGGUGAAACAAGCUAGUGAAUGGUUUGAUCAACACUUGAAACCAUGAGGGCUGAUUCGAAUCCGAGUGCUCCUCUAUAAAUUGCAUUUCGCUGGCUAAACUGCCUUUGUUUGAAUGGAAUACACACCAGCUAUUUUGUACUUGUAAACUACAAGACAUCACCUGUUUUCACCAUUUUCAUAUUUCAAGGUUUUCGCAUUGCUUAA
This is a messenger RNA of Salvia miltiorrhiza (redroot sage), 1463 nucleotides long. RefSeq lists its product as uncharacterized. The record is from RefSeq and is a predicted model, not a curated record. Lineage: Eukaryota; Viridiplantae; Streptophyta; Magnoliopsida; Lamiales; Lamiaceae. Bases 37 to 1305 code for a protein of 422 amino acids. The transcript is spliced from 13 exons.